UUGAAUAAGUGUGGCUGCAGAUCUAAUGAGAGCGGCUGUGGGACACGCCUGAAGUCCUGUGCAGUUUGUUCAGCGUGUCUUUAAGCAGCUCCCACAGCAGAGCAGCUCAGUGUUUGUUCAGUCUGUCAAUGAGUAAACGUCCUCACAGCACCUCUGAACGGGAGCACAGCCGUCUGCACACAGGGAUCAUGGCGGCAGUCGGAGCAGAGGUCACCGGGUCGUGGCUCCUGUCAUCAGGAGUCGUUAGUUUCUUCAUCCUCCUCCUCCUCCUCUCCAUCUUCCUCACAGCUCUCUGCAGCGACUGUGGCAGACAUUCGUUUGAGCUUCGGGAUCCAGAGGUGCACAGAAGCCCAUCGACCCUCAUCAGUGUGGUGAAGCUGGAGGAAGCGAGAGAAAACCCAACAACUGAUGAGAUCCAGAAUGAUGAGAAACAGUUUCAUCCUAAUGAAGAAAACCCCGUCCAGUUCACUCCCUGGAGAAGCCACUUGGGGGCACCACAUACCAAGCAAGAGUCACGUCCUGAAGAGGAACCCUCAGGCCAGUUCACACCCUGGAGGAGCCACCUGGUGGCGCCACAGAGCCAAGAUUUGAACUCCGACCACAUCUACCACAGCAUCGGAGGAGAUGGCACCAGUGGUGACAUGUCAUCGCCACCACCGCCAGCCAAUCGCAGGCCAACCAGAGAGUGUGAUGCUGCUCAGGAGGAUUUUUUCAACCACGAUGGGAAUUCAGUUUAUGCUCAAGUCAGCAAGAAGCUGAGUUCAAACACCUCACCUCCACUUGUUCAUACAUGUGAAGACACACAGGUAGAGGAGAAGGAAGAAGAGGAGGAGCCUUCACCUCCAUUGCCCAAGAGGAUGACGGAGAUGGAGGGAUAAUGGAUGCAGAGUGGGAGGGGGUGUGAGAGGACGAAAACGAGGAUCAGAUCAGCAGCAGGAUUAAACGUGAAAGACUAAAAGCCCCGUCCUGCUGCACGUGUUUUUGUCAUGUAAAACCAAAAUCUGAAAACUACAUCUGCCAAUCAGAUCCCUAAAACUCAUGACAUCACAAUGUCCAAAUCUCUGAUUCGGCCUCUUUGGAAGUGAGGUUGAAUUUGAAUUUGAGAGAUUCAAAAAAAGAUAAUGUGUCACAUGUGGAGUAACAUCAGCGACUCAGUGAAUCUAAACAGACCUACGGAAGAAAAACCAAGUUCAGACAGUCAGAGAUGAUCAGAGAAUUUAAACCCGAGUUUCAGCAAACAUGGUUUCACUUUCAAAGGGGAAAAAAGCUUUAUAAUCCUUUUUUUAGGUCAGCAGACUUUUUAAGCAUCUUUUUAAUCAGAUUUGACUGAUGAUUGUACACAUGCAGUUUUAUGUCCCAAUGAGCCUUAAAAUUAAAGAUCAUUUUGAUACCUUCACAAUAAGUGUCCAAAUAAGUGCCUGGAGACGUUUCAAGAUGGAUGCCAAGUGAUGAGAAUUGCUUCUAAAAGGACUUUUGGGCAGUUUCCAUUGCUGAACAUGACAAAUACACAAAUACACAAAUACACAAAAGGAAUGAUGAUGAUGAA
Archocentrus centrarchus (flier cichlid) is the source of this 1546-nucleotide messenger RNA. RefSeq lists its product as uncharacterized. The record is from RefSeq and is a predicted model, not a curated record. NCBI's taxonomy places the organism in Eukaryota, Metazoa, Chordata, Actinopteri, Cichliformes, Cichlidae. The transcript has 7 exons. Bases 129 to 878 code for a protein of 249 amino acids.